AAAGGUUCUUUAUUAAAUUUGUGACGCAUUCUACGCAGUGACAAUAUACAUAAGCAAACUCGUCUCGAACAAAGUUGCAUUAGACGCGGGGUCUCCGACUGCUAAACUUUGAUCAGAAAACAUCCUACAUUAUAAUCAACGAGCCUAACGCACAAAGAAACUUCAACGUGAAAAUCUUCAAGAAUUCGGGAAAGUUUCAAAGCAUAAUGUGGCGCGUUCUCUAUUGUAUUGCUCUCGCGUUUGUCGGAAUAAACUUGAGCAAAGGAAGCCGAAUCAAAGUUGUUGAAAAAGUGGUCGUCAAUGUCAACAGCACAAAACCACGUGUUCUGGAGGAGACCAUUACAUUUGGCUCACAAGAGGACAAGUCUUCAUCGAGCAGCGGAAGUAGCGACUGGAAGGUUAUCAACAUAAAGUUUUCAAGCCGAAAACGAGGGAAACAAAACCCGAGCGUUUUGACGACUGUUCAAAAGCUGAAGAAAAAAUCUCGAAAGCAUCAUCACCAUCGUUUGCGUAGGAAGUGUUGCACUGCCGGAGAACUGAUGGCAAAACAUGGUAUGAGUUGCUUAAUCCCGAGAUUUUUCCGAUUCCAGUUUUUCAAUUUGGUCACCAGUACUCGCCAAAAAUAUCAGAGUACAUCGAGUGAUACAUUUCGUGGCCGAUUCCGAUCGAAGAGAAUCAAGCGUAUUUUCAGAGAAACAAACCAUUGUGUCAAACGCUCGAAGAAAGGCAUUGUGCAAAAGUGUUGCUUUGCAUACAAGGUGAAGAUGCGAAACCGUUGGGGUAAUUGAGGAUCGCGUAGGGAUUCGUUUUGAUGAAGAGGGUUGCCUCUGUCGAGUAUUUGUAUAUAAUAGAUUUGUAAUACGGCGAUAUUGAACGUGAUUGGUAUGAAUUUUUGUUAUAAAUGUUUGAAAUUGAAUAUGGUACUUUGUUGAUUUUAAAACUGUAAGGACAUCAGAUUUGUAAAUAAUUAAAGAAUUUUAGUUCGUUUUUGUUGUUAUGCCGAGCAUUGUAUUGAUGCAUUGGCUAGCCACGUUUGUAGAAAACUUGUUGUUUUUUUAGUAUAUAAAAUCAUUAAUCUCAAGAAA
Xenia sp. Carnegie-2017 is the source of this 1085-nucleotide messenger RNA. RefSeq lists its product as uncharacterized. The transcript is spliced from 2 exons. The record is from RefSeq and is a predicted model, not a curated record. NCBI's taxonomy places the organism in Eukaryota, Metazoa, Cnidaria, Anthozoa, Malacalcyonacea, Xeniidae. Bases 207 to 788 code for a protein of 193 amino acids.